Molecule: messenger RNA, 930 nt
Organism: Astyanax mexicanus (Mexican tetra)
Lineage: Eukaryota; Metazoa; Chordata; Actinopteri; Characiformes; Acestrorhamphidae
Gene: btf3
Product: basic transcription factor 3
Exons: 6
Coding region: 102-590 (162 amino acids)
Cellular component (GO): nascent polypeptide-associated complex; cytosol
Source: RefSeq, a predicted model, not a curated record
UUUUUGUAACCGGCUGUGUCGCAUUUCAACCCGCGCGUCACUUCCGUCCCCCUCUCUCGCGUCCAUCUUGCUCUCCGCGUGUGUUCGCUGCUAGCGUGCAGAUGAAAGAAACAAUAAUGAACCAGGAGAAAUUAGCCAAGCUGCAGGCGCAAGUCCGCAUCGGCGGAAAGGGAACCGCACGCAGAAAGAAGAAGGUUGUACACAGAACUGCCACCGCAGAUGACAAAAAACUGCAGUUCUCUCUGAAAAAAUUAGGAGUCAAUAACAUCUCUGGGAUUGAAGAGGUGAACAUGUUCACAAACCAGGGAACAGUGAUCCACUUCAACAACCCCAAAGUUCAGGCUUCACUGGCAGCCAACACCUUCACCAUCACAGGCCACGCUGAGACCAAGCAGCUCACAGAGAUGCUGCCCUCCAUUCUUAACCAGCUCGGUGCUGACAGCUUGACCAGUCUGAGAAAACUCGCUGAGGCCCUGCCCAAACAAGCAGGCGAUGGAAAGGCACCAAUGGCAGGAGGAGAGGACGAAGAUGACGAAGUUCCAGAUCUUGUGGAGAACUUCGACGAGGCUUCAAAGGAUGAGGCUAACUAACUUGAAGGGAGGACAGACGUUUAGAAUCUCCCGUCUCAGCUGGCUCACGUGGGACUCUUUUCCCCCAAACUUUUGGGCGAUUGUUUCCUUUUAUAAAUAUUUCAACCCCAACUUGUCCUGUUUGUCCUUUCGUGCACUGCUGUGUCCCCCUUGUGUCCAAGCUGAGAGUGAGAGAUUGUGUUUACCGUGCAAAGCUCCACAUGGAUGUCGUGUGAGUGUGUGCGGUCCGUGGGACGUCCGGCCUGUCUAUCUCCCUGUUACUGAGGCUCACUCCUUUUACGGCCUAGCUGAACCCAACAUCUGGAAAUAAACAUUUGCUAUUAAAUGCUUAUUAAAUACA